Aureobasidium pullulans EXF-150 is the source of this 1005-nucleotide messenger RNA. Its product is annotated as polysaccharide lyase family 1 protein. Lineage: Eukaryota; Fungi; Ascomycota; Dothideomycetes; Dothideales; Saccotheciaceae. Gene Ontology annotation, molecular function: pectate lyase activity. The transcript has 2 exons. The coding region runs from base 1 to 1005 and encodes 334 amino acids. The record is from RefSeq and is a predicted model, not a curated record.
AUGAAGUUCAACUCGCUUCUUUGGCUCAGCAAUCUCGCUUUGGUGCAGGCAACCCCUUUCUGGAAGGAUGACUUUUCCCUUCAAGGCUUCGCAAAGGACAAUCCAUUGGGCGAAACCACUGGUGGUAAGAGUGGACGCACGACCACUGUGUCCAGCUUGCCCGCUCUCCGCACCGCCCUUGCUGGCACCAACCCAUUGACCGUGGUGGCCAAGGGCUCUUUCAACUUAACCGGCGAGACACGCCUUCGUAUCGGCAGCAACAAGUCCCUGCUCGGUCACAAGAGCGGUGCAAAGUUCUUCGGUGGUGGUAUGUCUGCUGUCAAUCAAACCAACAUCAUCAUCCGCAACAUUCAAAUCAGCUAUGCUUUCGACAACGAUUGCAUCACACUUCAAAACACCACUCGCGCAUGGAUCGACCACAACGAGUUCUUCUCAGACCUGGAACACGGCCCCGACUUUUACGAUGGCCAGGUCGAUCUCGUCAGAGCCACAGACUGGGUAACCGUAUCCUGGAACUACUUCCACGACCACUGGAAGUCCUCACUCAUCGGCAACAGCGAUGUCCUCCGCGAAGUAGACGAAGGCCACCUCCACAUAACCUACCACCACAACUACUGGCGCAACAUCGGCACCCGCGGCCCAGCCGGCCGCUUCGGCCACCAACACAUCUACAACAACCUCUACCGCGACCACCUAUACCAAGCCAUCCACUCACGCAGCGACAACCAAAUGCUCGUCGAAGCAAAUGUCUUCCGCGGAAACACGCGUGAAGCGGUUUCAACCUAUGGUCUUGUCAUCCCAGAAGAUUCACCGAAUACCUGCGUCUGUGGUGAUUUUGAAAUCGAUGGAUACGUGAAUUUUGGAGCGAAGAAUGAUUUUGGGAGGGCGGGGGUUAAUGUUACGCAGUGGGGGGAUUUCAAGAGGGCGCCUUAUAGGUAUGAUUUGACUAGAUUGUCGGAUGUGGAGAAAGUUGUUACCAGGGGUGUUGGUAUUGGUAAGAUUUGA